Molecule: messenger RNA, 465 nt
Organism: Macrosiphum euphorbiae (potato aphid)
Lineage: Eukaryota; Metazoa; Arthropoda; Insecta; Hemiptera; Aphididae
Source: the annotation of a GenBank genome assembly
AUGGAAGGAUUUAAGAAGCAACUGAUCGCACAAUCGAGCGUACGUUUCAUGUAUGUGGGCGAUUUGACCGUUGGCCGGGCAUACCCAAUAACGAAGAUGUGUAAUCAAGAAACGCAGUACGGGAGGACUGCGAAGUUCACCCUCGACGACGGUCAGGAUGGUAUCAUUGAAGUCUUCCUCCCACGAUCAAUAGUCGUCAGCGACGAACAAGAUGCAUUGUAUAAUAUAGAUGGGAAUCAGACGUUAAGUCUGGUGUUCAACGGACGACGGGCUAGAUCGUUUAACUUAACCUUUAAGUUAUAUCUAGAGGAUGGUGAAGACGGUAGGUUAUUGGAAGUGUAUCUACCGAGGUCUAUAAAGCUCAGUAACGAAGAUGUCUUACGAUUCAACCAGGGUGGAGAUGAGAUGUUGAGCCUUAUUUUCAAAGGACGACGUGGACGGUCCUUCAAUAUUGGGUUUCAAUAA